AUGGCUGUCAAGUACAUCAGCAGCACAAACUUCUUCCAGGCGGAAGUCUUUUCUAGCUGGGGAGCCCAGAAGCGUAUCACCACAGAGGCAGAUCUCCUUCGCGCUGCAAGUGCGCGGUAUCCUCAUUACGUCCUGACAAUGGCGCCCGACCUGAUUCUCUGCCUGAUUGCGGCGAUCGACUUGAGGUCUGAGGUCUACGGGGAGCCGACUGGACGGGGAAUCACCAUCAUCGGUGACUUCCAUGUCUUUCACCACUUGCGGUCGGCGAUCGAGCUGGGCGAAACGAUCUCUUGGGACAAGGGAUCACGAGGCCAGCUCCUCAUGCUUGGACGAAGAAGCGAUCAGGAGCCACUACCUGUUGAUCUGCCUGUUCUCAAGUCAAGCACGGCACAGAUGAAACAGCGCGAGAAGGUCCCUGAAGCCGUUCCCGAGCCGCACCCAGCAAACGACAUCAACAUCGAACAUGCACCAAACGAUUUCAUGCAGCCAUACCCUUUCCGACCGACUCUUCAAUUUGCACCGACUACGAAGGUGAUCACGGCAGAAGAAUGGGACCGGCGAAAUGCCCAUUGGCUUGAUAAGCUGAUAGACCCGGAAAGCACGAAAGAAGUGUUUGGGUCAACGAUCGAGACAGAGGUCACGGAGGAGCUCUUCCCGCUUAUCUCCAAGGCCCGACGCAAUAUUCUCUACCGAUGGGCAAAGUCAGAGGACUUUGACCUUGACUUGAGAUUACUUACGGCCCCUAUCCUCUCCCAGGUUGAGGUGCCUGACAACGCAAGCCAAGGUAUCCUUAACGUAGAGACCGACACAGCCCGACGAUCAAUCCGAGCUAUCGAGACCGCCGCUUUAAGCCUGCCAAAGGCUUACCAGAAAACAGCUGCUCUGAUCAAGCAGCAUACAGACCGACUGUUUGCUUGCCGAGACCAAGAGAUGGAUAACCAGGCUCUUGUGGCACAAAGCGCAGCCAGUCGGCGAGAGUCUUUGUCUGUCACUUCAGCAGUUACAAACGCCGCUACCGAGACUCUAUCUCGGUCCUAG
Messenger RNA from Fusarium tjaetaba, 1038 nucleotides. RefSeq lists its product as uncharacterized. Lineage: Eukaryota; Fungi; Ascomycota; Sordariomycetes; Hypocreales; Nectriaceae. Bases 1 to 1038 code for a protein of 345 amino acids. The transcript has a single exon. The record is from RefSeq and is a predicted model, not a curated record.